ACUUGAGAGAGAGGUUAGGUUAGUUAGGUGGUGCGGUCUUGAGUUGAGAAACAGAAGGCUCACCGCCAAAGCCUGGGUUGGCUUUUGGUUUUAAUUAAAUUGGCCCUGCUGGGAUUUGUUCUUGAAUCUAUCCGUAUUCCUUCCCCAGAGAGAGAGAAUGUUCCAUCCUAAGAAAGCUUCGAGUAUGAAUUCUCACGAGAGAUCAGGUGCUGCAGGGAUGUGCGUCCAAGGCGACUCCGGGCUGGUUCUCACCACCGACCCCAAACCCCGCCUCCGCUGGACUGUUGAGCUUCAUGAACGCUUUGUCGAUGCUGUCACUCAGCUGGGAGGCCCUGAUAAGGCCACGCCUAAGACUAUCAUGAGAGUUAUGGGUGUAAAGGGUCUUACUCUUUACCACCUCAAGAGCCAUCUCCAGAAAUUUAGACUGGGAAAGCAGCCUCACAAGGAAUUCAAUGAUCAUUCGGUUAAGGAUGGUAUGAGAGGUUUAGAACUUCACCGAAACACGGCUUCUUCCUCCAACAUCAUCAACCGAAGCAUGAACGAUGGUAACUCACACAUGGUUGAUGCGAUUAGGAUGCAAAUGGAAGUGCAGAGAAGAUUGCAUGAGCAAUUAGAGGUACAAAGACACCUGCAGUUGCGGAUCGAGGCUCAAGGGAAGUAUAUGCAGAGCAUAUUAGAAAAGGCCUGUCAAACCCUGGCGGGUGAGAAUUCGGGGGCUGCCACCUACAAGCCAAUGCCAAUGUCAAUGCCCAUCCCAAAUAACAAUAACGAUUUUGGUUCCCCUCUGGGAUUUCCAGGUUGUUUUCAAGAUCUGAACCUUUACGGAGGGGAGCAGGUGGAGCUGGAUGGACUCAUGCCUCAUCACAGCAACAACGACAGCUUACUGUGCUUGGGAAAGAAUAAGAAGCCCAGCAGGGCGCCAAACUGGUCGGAGGAUUUCCGGCUCCAGGACAUAGGAAUGGCGCCGCCCUCGUCCCCGUGCCAACAAGAUCAUCAUCAAGAUUUCAAAAUUGGUGCAGCGCUGGUUGUGGAAAGAUCAGAUGAGUUGGAGGAAAUGGAAAUGUACGGGGCCGAGGCCAAUGCCAAUGCCAAGGCCGCAUGCGCCGCAGUAGCAGAUGACAAGAAAUAUGAUCAUAUGAAUGCAAAGCUUCAGAGGCCGUCCCCCAGAAGGGCCCCACUUUCCACGGAUAGGACCAACAACUACCCUCUAAUUACCACCGCUCCACCAUUUGGCUGAUCCGAUCCGAUCCACCUAAUUUUAAUUUAUUUCCAUUUACACCCCUACUCGUCAGUUUUAAGUGCAUGCUUUUACUUUGAGUGACUUGAUGAUUUUAAUUCAGCAUUUGGCGUUUCACCAUCAACAACCAAGGGGUUGACUUCACUUCACUCCACCACUUAAAAGGGAAAGCCUUCCAUGCCCAUGCAUAUAUAUGGCAUGCAAAACCCUUUCUUUUGAUUUUGACCAACACUACUAUCAUAUUUCUUUUCCUUUUCCUAUCCUUAUCCUUAGUAUACUGUAAGUUUUUUAUACAUGUCAAUUGUGCUGGUUACUGACAUUAAUUAUUGUACCAUGUAUGGCCUCUUACCUUAACCUUUAUAAAUUUCUUAUUUUGGUAUUUCGUUAAAAUGUGUCAAUAUGAG
Momordica charantia (bitter melon) is the source of this 1641-nucleotide messenger RNA. Its product is annotated as myb family transcription factor IPN2. The record is from RefSeq and is a predicted model, not a curated record. Gene Ontology annotation, molecular function: DNA-binding transcription factor activity; DNA binding. Lineage: Eukaryota; Viridiplantae; Streptophyta; Magnoliopsida; Cucurbitales; Cucurbitaceae.